AGACCACGUGUCGCGACAUGAUAAGGAUCAUCGGGUAAAUCACAUUAAGGUCACGUGGGUCAACACUAAUGACCCAGGGCCCCAGGGAGGCAAGAUGGCGUCCGAAGAUGCAGAGAUUUUGUGUAAGCUCGAAACCCUGAAGGAAAUCCGGAGUAAGAUGCUCCAGCUGGAGAAAGUGAAGGCACGUCUGAAGCAGGAUGUAGAGACUACAGAGCAGGAGAACGUGUGUCUGAAGGAGUACCGAGAGGAGAUGGACAUGUUGUUACAGGAGAAGAUGGCUCACGUGGAGGAACUCAGGCUCAUUCAUGCCGAUAUCAACCUGAUGGAGACGACCAUCAAGCAGGCUGAGGUUGAGAGGAACCGUUCCCUGGAGGCCGCCAAGCGAAUGUACGAGGAGGUGUGCCCCCUGAAGGAACACGUGGACCAGCUCCGCGCCUCCAUCGGGCUGGAGAAACUCCCCAGUCUGGAGGAGGAGGAUGACAGGAUCACCCCUCAGUACUUUGAGAAGCAGAAGGCAGAAUGGGCUACGGACCAGACGGAUCCUCCUAUCCCAGAGUCCCUUGCAGCAGCAGCAGCUGCAGCCCAGGAGCUCCAAGUGGCGCGGCAGAAGGGCGACACAGGACGGGGCUUCCGGCAGCAGCCGCCACCCAUGAAGGCUUGCUUAUCCUGCCAUCAGCAGAUCCAUCGCAAUGCUCCCAUUUGUCCCCUCUGUAAGGCCAAAAGUCGUUCCCGCAACCCCAAGAAGCCAAAACGCAAGCCCGAUGACUAAACGUACAGUUCCAAACUCUUUCAGUAUUGGUACAACAGGUGUUUGGCUGGAAACUGUGGUGAACAUAUCAGUACAUUUGAUAAUGUACUGAUGUUUGUAUAUGUUGCAUUUUUAGACAUUGUGACAGUGGUUGUAAAGUGGUAACGAUUGCACAUAUUUUGUCACAGUGAAAAUGUACGUCCUGUUUUGGUUUUGUAGACUUUUAUGUUCUGUGUGUUGUCUUCUUGAAUUGCUAUAUAUAGACUUAGAUUUAUAGUUUUGUAUUUACAUGUUAUUGUACUUCUAUCGUCUUGUAUCACUAUUGUCCUGUAUGUCUGUAGUCUUUGAAGAAAACAGUAGUGUCUUGUUCUGAUAAAAAUGUGGAAAAUUAUUGUGCCAAUAUGUUUAACAUCUAUUAACUUGUAUCUUUCCACUCAACUGCCGUGAAAUAUAAUUACCAUUGAAGAAGAUGGUAUCAAAAUUUGAUGUGUACUACAAUAUGCAUUAAUAUUCUAGUGAAAGCAAAACAUAUUUAGAUGACUGUUGAAUCAGUAAGUUAUGUCUACCAUGGCAUCUCCUUCGUAGCUUUUACAACACGUGCAAUGAAAAAUACGAAUCAAGCUUUUUAUGAGGAUGGUACUGUGAUCAGUAUUAUUAACUGUUGCCAUAAUGCAGAAGAAUCAGUUUUUGUAUGGUGUCAAUGACUGUUGAGUAUACAUGUAAUCAGUUUUCUGUGUAGGAUAUUUACCAGUCAAAUGUAGUA
Messenger RNA from Branchiostoma floridae (Florida lancelet), 1511 nucleotides. RefSeq names its product zinc finger C4H2 domain-containing protein-like. The record is from RefSeq and is a predicted model, not a curated record. Gene Ontology annotation, cellular component: nucleus. Bases 95 to 769 code for a protein of 224 amino acids. NCBI's taxonomy places the organism in Eukaryota, Metazoa, Chordata, Leptocardii, Amphioxiformes, Branchiostomatidae. The transcript has 5 exons. Gene Ontology annotation, biological process: positive regulation of neuron differentiation.